AUGGGAGUAAUCGAUGAUGUUAAGGAUACGUUGUCCAAGGCUGUGUUUUCUCCUGCCACCCUGUUGACCGGCCGAGGUGGACUCCACAUGUGUCAGAUCAUCCUGUGUGUGGUCACCUUUCUCUUGGGUGCCUUCAGAGGAGGGAGCAGCCAUACUUACUGGAACUACGCCAUGUUCACCUGGGCCUUCUGCCCCAUCAUGACCCUCAUCAUCACCAUCAUUGAGAUGUUCAAGCUUGAUAUCCCACUCAAUCUGUUUUGCAUGGACUGGCCUGACUUUACUACAGGGAUGGCCAUGUCUUCUUCACUCAUGACUGUCUCUGUGGCUAUUACCUAUGCCAACUUCUACGCAUGUCUGAAAUGUGUAUAUGGCUGGAUAGUGAGUAUAUUUGCUUUCUUGUGUGCCAUUCUCUACAUACUUGAGGUGGUGAAGGAUAAAUUUCUAGACAGGAAGAAAGGGAGCUACCUGGCUGCCCUGCCAGGAUUCUGGAAAGUUAUGGAGGCGUUUGUAAGCUGCAUGAUUUUCAUAUCACUCUCUGGUUACAGAGACAAGCCAGCUCUCAUCUUUUGUGUUAUAGCAUAUAUCAUUCCUUUCCCCAUCCUGCCUAUUAUCAUAGCCACCAACAUCCUCAAAAAACUGAAAAAGUGUUUGCCCUUUAACUUGGACAGGUUUGUGUUUAUAUUUCUUGUGAUCUCAGUUGUGCUGUAUGUAUUUGCUGCUAUCAUCUGGCCCAUUUUCAUGUUCAAAAACAAUCCUCGUCCCAAGGACUGUCCUCCCAGCUUCUGUAUCUGGGCCAUUGAGUUUAUGGUUGCGUUCUUUACAUAUGUGAAUCUCAUUCUUUUCGUAGUGGACCUAAUUUUUACCCUCCUUGGUAUCUGUGACUUUAAACGCACAUAA
Messenger RNA from Scomber japonicus (chub mackerel), 897 nucleotides. Its product is annotated as myeloid-associated differentiation marker-like protein 2. NCBI's taxonomy places the organism in Eukaryota, Metazoa, Chordata, Actinopteri, Scombriformes, Scombridae. Gene Ontology annotation, cellular component: membrane. The record is from RefSeq and is a predicted model, not a curated record. The transcript has a single exon. The coding region runs from base 1 to 897 and encodes 298 amino acids.